CAAUUACACAAACCCCCCAGAUACGUUCUGGCCAGUAUACUGUGCUCAUGCGGGGGCCUGCUGUUUGGAAUGGAUACUGGCAUCAUUGGGCCUGUCACGGUUAUGAACAGCUUCGUUUCACAAUUCGGCAGCCAAUCAUCAACAGUUCAUGGCUUAAUCGUUAUCAGCAUUGGUGCCCUGAUCUUUGCGAUUGGAGCAACUUUGGAGGCGGCUGCUGUGCAUAUCGGUAUCUACAUUUGCGAAAUCUCUCCGCCGAGGGUUAGAGGAGCAUUGACGACCGGGCUCCAGUUGCUGGUUACUCUGGGGUUGACGAUAGGGUUCUUCACAUGCUACGGUACUUCUCGUAUGAAGUCUUCCUAUUCAUGGCGCACGCCUUUCAUUAUCUUGGCUUGUCUGGCUACUACCUUCUCUGUAGCUUCACUCCUGUGGUUAAAUCUCUCACCGAGAUGCCAGGCUGAACAUGAAAAGGCCGAGAUUGAGCAGACUCAGGGCGUCCCUCCUGCUUCCAGCGACAAACAUGCUCCGUCCGCAUCCCAUCGUCAAGACAGAUUAGUAGAUCACAAGUUUUCCGAUCUGUUUUCCAAAAAUGUACGGACACGCACUUUUUGGCGGUGUUUCUCAUGGGCAUGCAGCAACUCAGCGGAAUUGAUGUAUGCCCCAUUGCUUUUCGAGAAAGCAGGCCUAGAUUCCUCAGAUGCUAGCUUCUUUGCCUCUGGUGUUUCUGCAAUAGUUAUCUUCGCCGUAACCAUUCCGGCGCUCAUAUGGGCGGACAGGUGGGGCCGACGACGCAGCAGUAUCUACGGUGGCAUCGGCCUCGCCGUCACAAUGUUCUUGAUAGGGGGCCUCUACGCAGGGAAUGCCGUAUACAACUCAACUGGUGCAGGUCGGUGGUCAUAUACUCUCAGCCGGGCAGUUGGCAUUAAGAUAUAUGCAGCAGAGAUACAACCACAAAGGACUCGCGCAUCGGCCACUAGCCUGGCACAUGGCAGCAACUGGGCCGCCAACUUUCUGGUCGCACUGACGACACCCAUUUUACUGUCAAAGAACAGCUUUGGUGCAUACUUUCUCUUUGGAGGAUGCACCCUGAUUACGGCAUUCAUCUGCGCCCUCUUCAUGCCCGAAACAAAAGGACAAUCCUUGGAUGAGAUUGAGGAGGCAUUCAGAUCUAAAUUGCUAUCCAAAACACUGUUGAAGGCCUUCGGACCUAUUACCCAGACAGCCCAGGGAUAA
Aspergillus costaricaensis CBS 115574 is the source of this 1230-nucleotide messenger RNA. RefSeq names its product putative MFS sugar transporter. Gene Ontology annotation, molecular function: carbohydrate:proton symporter activity. Bases 70 to 1230 code for a protein of 386 amino acids. Gene Ontology annotation, cellular component: membrane. Lineage: Eukaryota; Fungi; Ascomycota; Eurotiomycetes; Eurotiales; Aspergillaceae. The record is from RefSeq and is a predicted model, not a curated record. Gene Ontology annotation, biological process: carbohydrate transport; transmembrane transport. The transcript is spliced from 7 exons.